Doryrhamphus excisus (bluestripe pipefish) is the source of this 3658-nucleotide messenger RNA. Its product is annotated as protocadherin alpha-C2. The record is from RefSeq and is a predicted model, not a curated record. Lineage: Eukaryota; Metazoa; Chordata; Actinopteri; Syngnathiformes; Syngnathidae. Gene Ontology annotation, molecular function: calcium ion binding. Gene Ontology annotation, biological process: homophilic cell-cell adhesion. Gene Ontology annotation, cellular component: plasma membrane.
CUCCUCUGGGUGUCUAAUACAGUGGAAAAUCAAAGUGCGAGCCUCCCCACUUCCCACACCUCCCGUGUCUCGCAUGGAGCGCAGCGGAAAGAGAGAGAGACGCAGUUUUCACACAGAAUCCACUCAAAGUUAGCAAAUAUGUGGUAAAGUUACACGCGUUUUAAGCUGUGACUUUCGUGCGUAUUUCUACCAUGUCUGGCUGACGUGACUUUUACGCACGAUAACAGAAAUGGAUCAGAGGCUCUCCAGAGGAAGCUGGGUGCCAGUGACAGGGCUCGUCGUUUCCCUGCUUCUGUGUGCCUGCGUGGUGGACUUGGUGCUUGCGCAAAUCCGCUACUCCAUCCCAGAGGAGCUGGAGCACGGAGCCUUCGUGGGCAACAUCGCGGAGGACCUGGGCUUGGAUGUGGCUAAACUGUCCGCGCGUCGCUUCCGAAUCGUAUCCGGAGCCAAGAAGCAGUAUUUAGAAGUGAAUUUAGAGAACGGGAUUUUGUUUGUGAAUGAGAAAAUAGACAGAGAGGAGCUUUGUGAGCGCAGCCCCAGCUGUUUCUUACACCUGCAAGUCGUCAUUGAAAACCCUUUGGAGCUCUACAGAGUGGAAGUGGAGAUCUUAGACGUGAACGACAACUCCCCGAGCUUCCCGUGGAGCGAAUUUAACAUCGAUAUCACGGAAUCGGCUGCGCCGGGCUCCUGUUUCCCGUUGGAGAGCGCGCAGGACUUGGAUGUGGGCACGAACUCUCUGCGCUCCUACCAGCUGAGCGCAAACGAGCACUUUAUUCUGAACAUCCAGACGCGCAACGACGGGAGCAAGUUUGCGGAACUGGUGCUGGACACCCCUUUGGAUCGGGAGCGUCAAAAAAAACACGAAAUGGUUUUAACCGCUUUCGACGGCGGAUCACCCGAACGCUCCGGAACCGCAUUGAUCACUGUCACGGUGCUAGACGCGAACGACAAUGUCCCCGUGUUCGAUCGCUCCGUGUACCGGGCCAGCUUAGUGGAAAACGCACCCAGGGGGACCCUGGUGCUGAAGCUGAACGCCACAGACUUGGACGAGGGCUCAAACGGGGAGGUGACGUACGCUUUUAGCGGACACGCGCCUCUCAAAGUGCGGGAGCUCUUCAGCGUGGAUCCGUACACCGGCGAGAUCCGCGUUAAAGGCGUCGUGGACUACGAGAAAGCCAGCGUGUAUGAACUGUACGUGCAGGCGAGGGACAGGGGACCCUCUGCGGUGGCAGUGCACAGCAAAGUGCUAGUGGACAUCGUGGACGUGAAUGACAACACGCCGGAAGUCAUUCUCACGUCCGUGUCCACCCCUGUAUUGGAGGACGCGCCGCCCGGCACAGUUAUAGCUGUCAUCAGCGUCAUGGAUCAGGACUCUGGUGAGAACGGGAACGUGGACUGUCAAAUCCCGAACAACGUCCCCUUCCAGCUCCACUCCUCUUUUAAAAACUACUACACUUUGGUCACGAGCGAGGUUCUGGACAGGGAGACGGUUUCGGAGUACAACAUCACUCUCACGGCUCGGGAUCUGGGCUCGCCGUCGCUGUCCACGAGAAAAACCAUCGUGGUUCAAGUGUCAGACAUGAACGACAACCCCCCACGGUUCUCGCAGCCUUCCUACACCGUCUACGUGACUGAGAAUAACGCCCCCGGCGCUUCUAUUUGCACCGUGACUGCCUUUGACCCCGAUUCCAACCAGAACUCCUAUCUGUCUUAUUCCAUUCUCGAGGGUCAAAUCCAGGGAAUGCCGGUGUCCACGUACGUGUCGAUUAACUCGGACAACGGUAAUAUUUACGCUUUGCGUUCCUUCGAUUAUGAGCAACUUCGAAACUUCCACAUUUUAGUCCAAGCUCAGGACGCAGGUUUCCCGCCACUGGCCAGCAACGUGACUGUGAAUGUUUUCGUUUUGGACCAGAACGACAACGCGCCGGUUAUUGUGUCGCCGUUACCGAAAAACGGCACCGUAGCCACGGAGGUCGUCCCCCGUUCCGUGGAUGCGGGUUAUCUUGUCAUUAAGGUCACGGCGUUGGAUGCGGACGCGGGGCAAAACUCGCGGUUGUCGUAUCAAGUGAUGCAGGCCACGGACCCGGGACUGUUCAGCGUGGCGUUGUACACGGGUGAAAUCCGGACCAUUCGAAGGCUCGUGGACAAAGACGCAUACAGACAUAGACUGGUUAUACUGGUCAAGGACAACGGGCAGCCCCCACUCUCCGCUACAGUCUCUGUAGUCCUUACUGUUGUGGACAGCGUCCCGGAGUCCUUAUCCGACUACGGGGACCUCACACUGAGCCCACAGCCCCCUUCGAACCUGGCCCUGUACCUAAUCGUGUCACUCAGUACUAUAUCUUUCAUAUUCCUGGUGGCUAUUAUAGUCCUAGCCGGGGUCAAGUGCUACAAAGACCGGGAGACUCUAAGCGGGUACAAUCUGCCCCCCUUUGCUUGCUGCUGCUGCGGGGGCUUCCAACCGGAUCCCCCCGCUGAGGUGUUCAAAAAAUCCAACCUCAACUUGCAGAUCUCCUCCUCCGCUAACAAAGUCCCCACUAACUGCAUGGAAGUGAACGGGAGCAGCAGCAUGGCCGCCCCUUAUUGUUACAAAGUGUGCUUGACACCCGAAUCGGCGAAAAGUGACUUCAUGUUUCUGAAGCCGUGCAGCCCGAGCGGAACGCCGCGCAACAACGAAGCCAAAAACGCCGAGCACUCUUGGGGGGCGUCUGUGAACAACGGAGCGACCACCCCGAAUGAGCUGAAGCAGCCAAACACAGACUGGACGCUGACAAAGAAUCACAAUUCCUCCAUUAAAAGUUACAACUCCAUCAACAUGGAUGGGACGCUAAUGCGCAAGGCUAUGCAUGCAGACCCCGAAAACUAUGUCACAUCUAUGGCACCUGGGCAGUACUGGACCUGGGGUACUCAUAUGAGAGGUCCGAAAGGAGAAUAUAAGAUGUCCCCACAAAGCAGUGGUGUCCCUUCCCGGCCCUGGACUCCUCGGUGCACACCUCCGCCCCAGCAACAGCAACCAUCGAACCCCGCCCACCCUCACCCGCACCCGCCGCCCGACUACCACCACAACGUCUACAUUCCCGGGACGCCGUCUGGCUUUUGCACUCUGAGACCCGCAGUUCAGCGCAGCGACUUGGACGUCCACAAUUCCUUCUCCACCUUCGGGAAGAAGCGACGCCUACAGAUGUCCCCCCAGGGGGAGGCUGCCAUGAUCAAUAACGAUCUGUACAAUGACUGACGCCUCUUUGACUCUCUGAGCGGAUGAUUUGAGUGAUGGAUCACCUCCAUAAAUUCAUAAACAUUCGGCUUAAACGUGAUUAAUAUGUGAGCGACUGAAGAUGGGAUAUUUAAAUGACAACAUUUUUUUUAUUACUAUCAUAAUUAUUACUGUUAAUUUAUAGACAAUCAAAUCCAAUCGUAUUCGAAGCUUCAGUAGAUGAUUGUUUUGCACAUAUGGAUCUACAUAGAAAGUGUGUUUUUGUAUCUCCUUCAUGAUGUACUGUAUAUGCAGGCCACACAACAUCAGGCAAAAAAAAAAAGAGAUGCGGGGGUCACCCCUCAGUUAUGUACUGUAAAUACAUUCAUGGAAAUAAAGUAUUUUUUACACAUGUUUCAGCAUUUGUUCGAAUGAAAAAUAUUCUGCUUGCCGUAAUUAAUGAAA